UUUGUCUGUGCAUAAAGAUGGAGGAGGUGGCCUGGCCCCGUGGGCUAUUGGUGGGGUGUUUUGAGUAAAUAAAGAUUACUGUCCUCAUUAAUCCCCCCACCCAUCUCUCAGUUUCUGUUCUCUUUCACACCACACCACCCAAUUUUUAUUUCUCAUCUCAUUUCAAUCUAAAACUCUCUCUAUAUUUUUUGUUUAAAUUUCUGUAUUUUUUAAUUUUUUUCUUCUUCUAAAGAGUGAAAAUAGAGGUGAGUUGGGAAGAAUUUUUGAUAAUUUUCAAAGCCCACAUUUUCUUUGGCCGAAGAAAUUUCUUUUGACGGUUGUUUUACUAUUUUCAGGUCUUAGCCUUAGAUCUAUUGCUCAAUCUGCUACGCUCUUGGCAGAUUUGCUGAAAAAUUACGGUUACGGAUAUUCUAUCUCCAUUGUUUUGGAAUCUAUCUGGAGUGAUUGAGCAAAUCAAACGGGAGCUUUAAUGCAAGGGCAAAGGAGUGCUGUCAGUACACUGGCUGAAAAUUUGAGCUCGGAUCACGGGUCUACAUCAAGUGAUGCUGGAAUAAAUCAGCAGAUGUCCUGGAAUAAUACACAAACUUCUGCUCAAAAUCAACUAUCAGAUUAUAUGAUGUCGAGUGACGCAGAUGUUACAUAUCUUGGCCAUGCUAGCCAUGAGGAGCAGUCCUCAAGUGGGUGGAAUGUGGGUGAAACAAGUUCCAGUUGUGCACGAAAUCAGUCUGAACUGGAUGAGAGAAAAACAGAAGAUGGCUGGCCUUCAUUUACGAGUUUUCACUCUGGAGCUGCUCAUAUAUUGGACGAUGGGCACUAUGAAUCAUCUGAUAUUCUCUUAUUGGAUAAUGUUGAUGUAAACUCAAAUAACAAUCAGGCAACAGAUGCGUCACCUUUGUUGCAAAAUUCUAGUUAUGACAUCCGUAACGGGGAUCUUAACAUGGGUUCUGGGUUUGGAGACGAGGAAGAUGAUGACUGUCAGGUAGUGGAGCGUCCGAACACAUUCAAAUCCAAUGGAUCUUCAAAUGGACAGAUGCCCUUUGCCAGUAGUUCCUCUGAUCCUUUUGGGGUUUCCUCUGGUAGUGGUGGAUAUUUGAUGGAGGAAAGUGAUGGCAGGCCAGGUUGUUCUAUGGAUGGUCGACGCUUAUCAUGCAAAAGAAAAGCCUUUGAAGGCAAUGCGGGACAGUCUUCUGGAACCGGAAGUUCAACGUAUUUUCAGCAUGCUGGAAGAAGUCUAUGGCAUGCCAUGCCAGCAACACAGGGUGCCAUGAGCAGCACUAGUAUGUCAGCACCAGAUGCCAUUAUUGCCAUUGAUGUGUCAGAUCAGGAUUUUCUAAUAGAGAGAGAUAUUGAGAGAGGUCAAGAAUUCUCCACAAAUGCAAGACUGGGGCUUCAUGUUGGAGGAUCUGCUUCUACAAGUCCUCUGACUCUGAAUGCUUCUGGGACUGCCGAAAGUUCCAGACAAAAUUUAUGCUUGCAGAUAAAUGGCUCAAACCAACAAGAUUCUAUACCUGGCAAUCUGUUAUCAACAGAGGCUAAUGUUGGGAACACAAGCUUUCCAUCUUCCCAACAGUCAGCAAGAUUACGUCUUCAUAAUCAUUUCUUUGAGUCGAGGCCAGCAUCUACAGAAGAAAAUGAAGGUUUUCAUGUAUCAUCUGGUUUGCACAUUCCUUCGCUGCGCUGGAGUCGACAGUCUAGGCGGUAUGAAGCAUCUAGCUCAAGAGCCAGCAGUUCAUCAGCUUCUGGUAUUUCUGGGGAGACGGAUGCUGUGCUUUAUGAAGAAACUACCACAAGAAGUGUGCCAAGAAACAUUUCUGAACAUCCCGUGUUUGCUUCUGCUACUGAGAUGAGAAAUUCAUCUGAAAAUCCUCCCCAAAUGCGUUCAACUGGUGGUAAUAUCAAUGUGGCUGGAAACAUUGCAUCUUCUUCUCGUGCAGGCUCUAUUUCUGGAGUCAACUCAUCUAUGCCUAAUUGGUCCCAUCGGGGUUCUCCACAAUAUCCUCGAAGACUGUCGGAAAUUGUUCGAAGAUCUUUGCUGACCUCUGCAGGUACCGAGUCUGGGAGUCAGACCAGCAAUCGCGCACUGCUGCGUUCUGCUGCUUCCCAGGAGGUGGCAAUUUCGUCUGCAUCUGAUAAUCAUGAGCAUCAUUUGCCAAAUUCAAGGUCAGCCAUGUUGGAGAGACAUCUAGAUGGAGCUUUUGGAGUACCUUAUUCGCUGCGAACUUUGGCUGCUUCCAGUGAAGGAAGAAACAGUAGGCUAGUAUCUGAGCAGAUUCGCAAUGUCUUGGAUCUCAUGCGAAGAGGAGAGGGCUUAAGAUUUGAGGAUGUUAUGAUCCUUGAUCAGUCGGUGCUUUUUGGAAUGGCUGAUAUUCAUGAUAGACAUCGGGAUAUGCGUCUAGAUGUAGAUAACAUGUCUUAUGAGGAGUUGUUGGCUUUAGAGGAGCGCAUCGGAAAUGUGUGCACAGGACUGAGUGAAGAAACCAUUAUAAGCUGUUUGAAGCAAAUGAAAUAUGUAGACCUUAAAAUAGAAGGUCAAGUAGAGACUGAGCCUUGCUGUAUAUGUCAGGAAGAAUAUAAAGAUGGAGAAGAUCUUGGAACAUUGGAGUGCAAUCAUGACUUUCAUGUAGAGUGUAUUAAACAGUGGCUCAUGCACAAAAAUCUGUGUCCCAUCUGUAAGAUGACAGGAUUGUCUACACAAGACGGGUAAACAAAUCGGGCCACUGCUUUCUUCCCCGGUUGAAACGGGUUGUGGUGUGCGCCGAAAAGUAUCUGCUUAAUAUGGUUGGUAUCAGUAAGUGGAGUAUGUGUUCAUCCAGGGCACAACUCUCCUUAAUUUCAGGACAAGUUUCAUAUUUAAUAGUUGCAUAUACUCAAUCUCCUUGUGGAAGUUGAAACUGAUAAAACAGAGUAGAACCCUUCUUUCAUUUUUAGUCAUAAAUUGCUUUGGUUUAAUCGAAAUCUAAUGAUUUUAUGCGGGUGUUA
Molecule: messenger RNA, 2979 nt
Organism: Olea europaea var. sylvestris
Lineage: Eukaryota; Viridiplantae; Streptophyta; Magnoliopsida; Lamiales; Oleaceae
Product: probable E3 ubiquitin-protein ligase RHG1A
Exons: 6
Coding region: 470-2704 (744 amino acids)
Molecular function (GO): ubiquitin protein ligase activity
Source: RefSeq, a predicted model, not a curated record